AUGGUUUCUUCAAUCUCCAAAAUGGCGCUGCUCCUGAUUCUUGGGGCAAUUCUUAGUCCUUGCGAUGCAUUUUCAUACGUAGUAACUUUGCAACCCGAAAACGAAGAUUGCUUUGUAAUUUUAAUCCCAAGAGGGAAGUUAUCAAUCAUUGGUGGAAGUUUUCAAGUGGAAGACAAUGAUGUAUCCCCAAAAGAUUUUACAGCAACGAUUACAGAAUUACCAAAAGGUAAUAUUGUAUAUGAGCCGAAAAAAGAAGCCCUGGCAGGACACUUCCUAUUGAAAAGUGACCUCCGAUCCACACACUACAGUCUUUGUUUUCGCAACAAUGCUCGGGACGACGAUGACAAUUCUUUUGAUGUUGGGUUUAAUAUUCGUGUUGGUGAUCUACCACGUGGUAGAGGCGAAGAAGAGAUUGGACCCGAAACGAAACGGGCAUAUGAGUUGGUGGAUCGAGCUGUCAAAAUACACGAAGACUGGUCGGUCAUGCUGGAUCAUUUGGAUUAUGCCCACAAUCGAGAGGCUGUUUACGAAGAUUUGGCAAGUUCCAUUUUGUAUCGAUUGGCAAAGUGGACCUACAUAGAGGCCUUUUUGGUUAUUGGGAUGGCGACGGGACAAGUCAUGUACUGGAAAAAGUUCUUUGAGACCAAACGAUAUCUCUAG
Messenger RNA from Cylindrotheca closterium, 660 nucleotides. NCBI's taxonomy places the organism in Eukaryota, Bacillariophyta, Bacillariophyceae, Bacillariales, Bacillariaceae. The record is from the annotation of a GenBank genome assembly.